GUGUCACAGUCAAAAAUUAUACGGUGUGAAAAAUUGCGUUUUCGAACAAUUCCAUUUUAAUAAUUCCUUUUUGUACUUAAAUCUAAACAAUAACAAUGAAUUUCCUCGCAAGAACAAGAACAUCGCUCAUGCCUGCGAUUGCGAACAUGAGAAUGUAUUCCGGUGAGCCAGGAUCAGGAGCCGGUAAGGGAGGCGGCGGCGGUGGUGCUAUCCGUGAUGCCGGAGGUUCCUUCGGCAAGAUGGAGGCCGCCAGAGAAGACCAGUACUUCUACAAUAAGCAAAAGGAACAGCUAGAAAACCUCAAGGGUCAUCUGGACAAGGAGAUUGCUUUCCACCAGGAACAAAUCAAACGCCACGAGGAUGCGAUCAGGCGUCACAAGCAACAGAUGGCUGAGAUUCCCGAAUCAAAGUGAAACUAUAAUACACUCUACAGCUCCUUUCCAAUUAAUUUUUAUCUAAAUCUAAACAAAAUUUAAUAGAACUACCAAUUAUUAACUCGUUUGUGGGAAUUCCAGACAACAGAUUUUAAAUUGUUAUGCGGCACCCGAGUGCCACUUGGGAUGGAUUAAAUGUCACUUAAUAAACAUGCAAUAAUUA
Molecule: messenger RNA, 597 nt
Organism: Aricia agestis (brown argus)
Lineage: Eukaryota; Metazoa; Arthropoda; Insecta; Lepidoptera; Lycaenidae
Product: ATPase inhibitor mai-2, mitochondrial-like
Exons: 3
Coding region: 96-413 (105 amino acids)
Biological process (GO): negative regulation of ATP-dependent activity
Cellular component (GO): mitochondrion
Molecular function (GO): ATPase inhibitor activity
Source: RefSeq, a predicted model, not a curated record